Macrosiphum euphorbiae (potato aphid) is the source of this 10917-nucleotide messenger RNA. Lineage: Eukaryota; Metazoa; Arthropoda; Insecta; Hemiptera; Aphididae. The record is from the annotation of a GenBank genome assembly.
AUGGAGCCAGUUCGUAAAAUAGUACACCCUAGGACAUCAGGUCCAGUGGACUUGUCUCUGAUAUUAAAUGCUGCUGUGAAUAUGAAGGUUAAACUGCAGCUUGUACAAAAGAUAUCUGAAAGUAUUGAGGAAUGUUGCCGAACACAAAUUUACUUUGAUAAUAUGCUUUUUGUUUUACUUAAACUGUUAAACUCGACUGAACCAGUUUUUAGCCCAGACAAUGAUGUAUUUAAAUUAAGAAAGGUUAUACUUCAAAUAAUUAAUAAAGUCCUCCCUAGACACGAACAAUUAAAAAUUCAUCUUCAUAGCAUCUUUAAGUCGUGCAUACAAGUUGUUGAAACUGAUAAUGAACAGAGUGUCCUUUGUGGUGUAUUGAUCCUUAAGGAUUUGAUAAAUUCUUUUAAACCAAAAUACGAUUGUGUUUUAAAAGCAGAGGUUUAUAGAUUGUUAAUGCUUAUUAAGGAUAUAUAUAACAAUUCUAGUAGUUUAGAGAAAAUUUUCAAUUUUCAAAAAACUUCCGAUUUAAAAGUAUUAAUCACUACUAUUCGUUUAACUACAACUGUCACAAGAAACUCUGUUAAUUAUGUCUUUGUUCCAAUGGGAAAAGUAUCAUUUAAAGUUUUAAAGGAACUUGCGUUGCUAUUGAAAACAUAUUAUACAUUUUAUAGUGAAGUUCCAGCUUUUAAGAAGGACAUUUUAGAAUUGAUACCAGUACUCAUGAGCUUUUUUAAUUUGGAUAUUCCCUAUAAACCAGACCACAGAGAUUUAGUAUUAGAUUUAAAACAUGCUCAAGUGAGAUUAUUGUUUUUUUUUUCACCAUUUGUAAAAGGUAUUAAGGAUGGAGUUCGUAUACAUUGUCCUACAUUGCCUGGUAGAAUUAUAAGUUUAAUGAACUGUAAUGUAGCAUCAGAUAUUAGUAACAUUCGUUCAGAAUUGCUUUCUGGGUUUGAAAGUGUUGUACUUAAUGAUUAUAAACAUGAAUUUUUACCUUACAUGGAUAAAUUUUUAGAUGAGACUUUAAUCACUGGAAGAAGUUGGUCAUCAAAAUCUUCAUUAAGACCUAAAGCUUAUAUUUAUAUUGAUCAUCUUAUCACACAUUUACACAGUCAAUUAUCAUUGAAUUUUCUAGUUCGUGUAAUUCAUUUACAUUUUUCUAAUUUACUAGAUCCUACUCUACAACCUGAAUUUCAAAUAAAUUUGUGUAACAUGGUCAUGAAUGUAUUAAGUUACAUUGUUCAACGACAAAAUCAGUCGAUUACAAACUUAAAUUUAAUUGAAAAAGAUAAGAGUCCUUUAAUAGAUUUAUUUUAUCGAGUAUUUCAAAUUUUUGUUUUAAAGUUGAAGCAGUUUCAAAAGUUUUAUUUACCACAAUUAAAUGAGAUUAGCAUUUCUAAAGAGAAUGUUAAUGAAACCAUUUCAUCUAUUUUGGCAGAAAAACAAUCAAAAGAAAAAAUGGAGUUUAAGUAUGGUUAUCAUCCAUCACAAAUAGCUCCUUAUUCUUUGGCAGAUUCUAAACGAUUUAUAAAAAUAAUUUUUCCAGCAAUUAGAACAGUUUUCCAAUUUAUUGUUAAAAUUGAAGGAGAAAAAUUUUCAAUUCACCGUCAUUACAAGAAAACAUUUAAUCAUUUCUUAAAUCAUUCAUUAUUGUCAUUAAAAAUUUUUGAUUGCUCAUUGCAAAAAAAAGAAAUGGUCAAAGAAAUACUUAAUGCUCUUUCGUGUAUCAGUCCAAAUCAUCUAAUGACAUUGAUCACAGGGGAUCAUUUAGUUAAACAGAUUUAUGCUAAUAAUCUAGAAAUAUUAGUCUUCGAAAUGGCACUGAAGGAUGAAGUUCUAGUUUCUAUUUUUAGCAGCUUAAUAUUUGAUUAUAUAUUAAACAAUCUAUUUGAUGAAAAUGAAAAAUCACGUAUAUCUGACUUGAUUGAUAAGAUUCAGCUAAAUGUCAAACUAAAUCAUAGUGAUGAUAAACAUGAUGAAUACGUUUAUAAAAUUAUUCAAGCAUUGAAGAAUAGUCUACAAGAUACAAAACAUCCUGUCUUUUUUAUUGGAAUAUUGAAAACAAUGCUAAUUAUUGUCGAAAUAGCAAGUUAUGAAUUUGGAGAAAAUAUGUAUUCAGUAAUUAGAUGUCUAUUUGACGAUUUACUUUCAUACCACAAAAGUUUAACAAGUGAUUUGGUUGAAACAAAAGUUGCGCUUGCAGAGUUAUGUUUGACUGAGUGUAUGUUUAAAGUGGUUCUUCAUUCUCAUAUAAUGGAUCUAUUGUCAGUAAUUGCUUAUUCAUUACAAAUACCUAAGCUAACUCCACAAGGCCUUGGUAUGUUAGAAAAGUGUUUAGAUAUCUUGCCAGUUCAGUUUUUAGAUACGCCUAUUCUUCCUGUUCGAAAUGAAAUCAUGAAAGGAUUAUGUGAUUGUAUACAAAGUCCAUAUGAAUCUAUUUCACUGCCAGCUGUUAGUUUACUUGGAAAGUUUGGAGGUCUCAAUCGAAGUUCAGUUAUGAAUAUAGACCAACUUAAAGCUCAAGAACAAUUUCAUAAAGUUAAUUCUAAGAAACCUAAAAUAUAUGUUACGUUUGAUGACUACGAUAAUACUGAAUUGGAAAUGGAUGUUGCACCUGGUGUGCAUACUGCUGUCCAAAUAUUAAUCUUGGACAAUGAUAGAUUCAAUAGAUUACAAAGUUGGAAUGUUAUAAGAGGUUAUCUAGUGAUAUCAAUGGAAUAUGAUUCUAAUAGAGUUUUACAAUUACUGUCAAAUAUCAAAUUGGAAGCAUUGAUAAAAAAGUUUGCAGAUAAUGAGUUACAAUAUACUAAUACUAUUACUGAUGAAACAUAUAUUAAAGCAUUAACUGGUUUAAUGAUUUGCUGUGACGAUGAAUAUUUGAAAGGGGACGCUUUACAAUUUUUUAACGAAUUCUUCAAAAGAAUUAUAUAUAUUUCCAUAUGCCACUUUAGCGAUAUUUCGUAUGGAUACAUUUUAGAAGUUAACCCUUAUAUUAUAGCUGAUGCUAUUUGUGCAGUAUUAUCAAAUGAAAAAGAAAAUAUUUUUCAUUUUGGUGUAAAAGCUACAGAAUUUAUCUUAAGAGAAUCGCGCAAUAUCCUAGGAGAUAAUGUGGUGUAUUUUCCUUUUAUUACUUACAUGUUCAGGCAAUUUUGUGAACUUUGCUAUGAUUUAAGUUGGAUUCAAAAACGCGGAGGUUGCUUGGGACUACAAACUUUGUUUUCAAAUUUACUAAAAGAAGAUACUGAGGCUAACGAUUAUUCCAAUUGGUUUAUUAAACAUUUUAAUAAUACAUUUAGAGCCACGCUGUUCAUAUUUUUCGAUUAUAACACACAUUUGACAUUUGGUACUCUAACAAUUGCCAAAAGUAAUUUAGAAAACAUGCUAAACUGGCUUUACUGGGUUAAACCAAAUAAUCCAUCACAUGAUUUGAUACAGGACACUAUUUUAAUGGAGAUUACUGAUUACAUAACUGGCCCAAACGAUUUGAUCAGAGAACAGUCCAUAAAAAUUAUUAAUUUAAUGGCAAAACAACAACAAAAAACGGUUUCGGAUAUUUUAAAGCCAUACCAUAAGCAAAUUCAACUAGCAAUUCCGGGAAAUCGACUAUUUGAUACUUAUACAUUUAAAUCUCAAAUUGGUAUGAUGAAAGGGCACAUAUUUUGUGCAUUGCAUUCUAUUCCUACUGAACAAUUUGACAUUUUAAAUAAAAUAAAUUUAUUUUAUUUCAAUAUAAUCAAUAUUGUAUGCAAAGGUGAUAAUAAAGAAAUUAGUUCAAUAAAGAUGUUGAAAUGUUUAACAUCUACUCAGUUAUUUGAAUUUCGUCAAACAGCCAUGGAAGUUUUAGUACACUGUUCAAGUUUUAUGGAAAAUUCAGAUAAUAUUUUAAUAUUUGAAAUAUUUUUAAACGCAUUAAUGAGUUCUGAUAUUAAAAUGCAAGAAAUAGUGUACCAAUGUUUAAAAUCUCGUAGUAUAAAUCUGAUCAUAGAAUUAAAAAUGGUGGAUAAAUUAUUAUUAUAUUAUAAUGAUCUGUUUCAAGACCCAGAAAUGGUUACAUUAAUAAAUAUCAAUUACAUUUUUUAUGUAACAAAAUUAUUUCCAUCUGGUCCAAAUCAGAUGUUUUGUACAACUUUAUUAAAUUCAUUUCAAUAUUUAUGGAAUAAUCAGAAACUUUGUAAUCAUAGAACAACCAUGUAUGAACUUGAACUUAGUUUAGAGAAAAUUUUACAAAUAAUUAGUCAAAUAACAGAAACACAUUUUUUCCAUAUUAAAGAAAUUUGUGAAUUUAUUUUGAAUCAAAAUACUUUAAAUGUUGAGUUGUGUAAUAGAUUAUAUCCAUAUUUGACUGAAUGUUUGAUGAAGUUUCCAGUAGACUGUGUACAAUUAUUUUUUUUAGAACAAAAUAUCAAGAACUCAACUUGGACUUUAUUUUUUAAUUCAAUGAUACGGAAUAACAAAUGUGAAAUUCUCAGAAAUGUGUUGACAUGUGACUGUACGCACCUUGAAACUUUAUUGUCAGCUUCAAGAAUUGACCCAUCAAGAACUAUUCAAUAUGAAAGUAUUCAAAUAAUUUAUAAUUUGGUACAAACGGCAAAAAAAUGGAUUUUUAGUUCAAAAAAAAUUAUAAGCAUAAUACUAAAUAUUUGGACCAGUCCUCAGUACAAAGAGCGUUAUAAAAAUUUAGCUGCUAUUAAAUCAACAGAAUGGAAUGAACCCAAAAUGCUAUUAAAAAUUGUACUGGCAUAUUAUCGAGAUAACAAUGAUGAAGUAUUUAUACUCUUUCAAAUACUUCCUGUGUUUUCAAAUCGAUUCCCUAUAGAUAUAAAUUUUUUCAGAAGAUUUUUAGAAAAUGAAAUAAUACAAUCAAGUAGCAUACAAUGGAAACGAAUGGUCUUUUUUAAAUUUAUUGAAUUGUAUCAAAAAAGAACUGCAAAUACUGAUAUUUUAGGAAAAAUACUUCAAUAUAUAAUACUACCAUGUUUUUCAAUGUGUUAUAAGAAAGGGGAAAAACAACAACUAUUAUGUACAUUAGGUAAAAUUGAUGAAAAUAUAAUUGGAGUUGUUUUAAAUAAAAUUUUUAACAAUAUUCGAGUUGUAUUGAGUGGAUGUGAUUUUGAUGGAAUUAAGGUAUUCUUAUGCCAACUUAUUUGUCUGUUAAUUGAUGAUUUACUGUGUUUCAAUGACAGUAUUUGUGACUUGAUAUAUAAUUCCAUAAUAUCUUGCACAUGGUUUAAAUGUACAAUGGAUAUAAAUGUUAAAUAUCACUGCUAUUUGAUCUUAACAUACAUAAUGUUAUCUGAAAAUCCUCCAAAAAGAGAAAAACUUAAUCAAAUGAUACAUUAUGAGCUUUUAAAAGCUAGCUUUAGUGAAGCUUUACCAGUAAUAAAUUACUCAUUAAACUUGAUAGUUUCUGCUAUCUGUAAAAAAAAUGGUAAUGUACAAGGUUUAGUUGCAUGUAUUAAGAAGAUAUUGUUCAAUGAAUCACAAAAUGUGCCAAUUCUACAUCAUAUUUGUCUAUUUGUAAUUAAGUAUAAUACAUUGUUUUUCCCUUUCAAAGAGUUUUUGAUUAAUAAUAUCAUAAAAGCUUUAUUUCCAAUUGCUAAAACUAACAAUAUACCUGAUUUUAAAACUACAGCAAUAGAAUUGGCAUGUUUGAUAAUAAGCUGGGAACUUUCGGAUAGCCCUUCAAAUUCGACAUUAAUACUGCCUCUCAAACGUUCAAUUGAUGAUGCAAAAUCUAAAGUAGAGAAUAAUAACUCGCAGCCACAAAAAAAGAAAUCAUCUCAAUGUAUUGAAAACUGUUUGAACUUUUUGGCAAUGGUUGGGUGCCAGACACAUGAUGAUAAACCGGAAAGCUUGAUAAGUAAACUAGCAAUACGCAGUAGAAAGUUAUUUAAAAAUAUAUUGAACACUGAACCCAUCGAUACUACGCAACUACAAUUAAAAUUUGGAUGGUUUGAAAAACUUUGUGACUCGUUUUUGAAAAAAGAACAACUUUUUAAACAAAACCCAAAAUCUAUUCAUGGUAACUCUUCUGCAAGUUUAAUGAAUUUGUUAGCAGCGUUUGAGACUAUAUCAUUCUUGCUAAGUGUUUUACCACAACAAACAAUGAUAGAAGCUAUAAAACCUGUUGAAGAUCAUCUUAUCAAAUUUCUUCAGUUUGCAUUUAUUGAAGGACCUACUUUAAGCAAUCCUCAUAAUCAUAGAGAUAUUAUAGUAACUAAUCGACAUCUUACUGUACUACAAGUCAAACAAGUUAACGAAGGAACAUUAAAAUUCAUUGCUGAUAUUUUAAAAACAUUUUCAUCAAAUGAAGGAUUAGAAAAGCUGCACUUAUACAUACAAACGAUAAUUUCAGACGGUUUGAUAAGUAAUUGUUCAAACAAAUUAGAAAUCAGUUUGACGUUAUUAAGCGUUUCAUUAAUACAUUUUCCAAAUUAUAUGAAUAACGAAUUACUUAAUACUAUGGGAGAUAUAAUGUUUAAAUUCAAUGAAAAUAACAGAAAUCCAAAUGUUAAGGUAUUAUGUUUAGAAAUACUAAAAACUCAUGUUGAUACAUUGCCACGUGUUGGUAAACAAGUAUUUAUUGAGAAAGUAGUAAUAGAAAAUUUGGAUAGAGCGAGAGAUUUUGAAAACAAUAUACCGUUUGAAGUGCAACUAAAAUGUUUUGAACUUGUCAUUACUUAUAUAAAAGAUAUAUCUGAAGCUGCUGAAGGAGUAUUAUUAAAUUCAACACUUCUAGAAUAUAUAAAAACCACAACUGAUGAACGAAUAAUGAUAAUAAUUUUAAACGUAAUCACUAAAUGGAUUGAGAUUUGUAGGGAUGAGGCUGUAUUUUUUAAUUGUCAAGUUAUUAAAAUUUUAAAAUCUGUCACUUAUAUCAACCGGUUUCCAAAGUUAACCGAUUAUUGUUAUAAAUUGAACCUUGAAAUUUUCAGAAAUUGGUAUUUUACGGAAUGUAUAGAAUAUGGUAUCAGUUGCAAAUCUUCAUCAAUAAGAUAUGAGUUUUUAAAUUUUUAUGAUACAUUAUGGCGUGACGGUGGAUUAUGCAUAAGAUUGUAUACGUUAAUGUCUAAUGAAUUAAGUUAUAAUUUAGACGCUCCAAUUGCAUUCUAUGUUCAACUGUUAUUGAUAAAGAUAUCCAGAAAUACUAAACUCCAAGGAGAUUUUCCAUUAUUAUUCAUAAAGAAUAGUGAUACAAUUGGGGCCAUUUCAACAACUAGUAGUUUUCUAAUAUCAUAUCAAGUACAAAAUAUUUCUGCGUUUGAUAUGUGUUUCUCUUUAGCACAGUUGUGUUUUUAUGAUGAGGACUUAGCUAAAUACUUAUGGAUAUCAUUACUUCCCAAUGUUUGGAGUUUGUUUAAUGAUGAUCAACGAAAUUUACUAUCAACAAGGGCAAUGAAUUUUUUAGCAAAAAGUAAAUUAAGAAAUAAUUUUAUGACAGCGUUUUAUGAAGCUAUUAUUCUUUGUAAACCACAUUUAAAUUUCAAACCUUAUCAAAUGGUAUAUAUUGGAAAAACUUAUAAUUUAUGGUAUUUAGUCAUUGAUCAAAUGGAAAAUAUUAUUAGUUACUAUGUACACGAUAAACAUGAUGAAGCUGUUGAAGGACUGAUUCAGAUAUAUUCUCUAUUGCGGGAUGAAGAUGUUCUAGAAAGCCUUUUUCAAAAUACUAUAAAAUGUGAAGAUACUAAAAAAGCAUUAUCUCUUGAGCAACAAGGAUACAUUAAAGAAGCUUCACAAAUGUACAAAGAAUUAUUAGAUCAAGAAAUAAAUGGAACAGCAAUUUACCAAAAUAAUUCUUAUAAUAAAGAUACCAUGUUUAGAAAGAUUCGCUUAACUAAAUGCCUAAGGGAGUUGAACGAGUGGAGUUAUUUAACUGAAAAUAUAUUAGAAGAUGAUAACUUUUUGUUAAAUAUUGAAAAUAGGUGGAAAAACUCAAUUGAAAAGUCUACUUGUGAUGAUUUAAGGUGGUAUUUGGAAAAUAAACAAAAUAUUUGGCCAUCUAAAUUAGUUUGGAAGUAUCAUUUUUAUUUGGGAAUGUUAAGAUUAAAAGAAUUAGAUCAACAAGUUAUGUUCACUGUCCAGGAACAUAUUGAUCUUGCUUCCACAGAAAUUAUAGAAGAAUGGAAAAUAUUGCCAAAGUAUUUAUGUAAUGCUCAUAUCCCUUUACUUCAAGCCACCCAACUGAUAGUUGAAUUACGAGAAGCACUUAAUGUUCAAAACAGUUGGUCUCAUUCACCAGAAAAUAUCAAUAAUAUUGAUACAUUAAUUCAGAUUUGGCAUAACAGAAAUCCGUGGAUUGGAGAUAGUUUAAAUGUAUGGAGUGAUUUGAUUUCAUGGAGACAAACAUAUUAUUCAUUUUUGAAUCAACGCAAUUUAAAUUUAAAAACGCAUUUCAUAAAAUCUGCUCAGGAUAAAUCAAAAUUGCUUUUUGGAGAGAUAGCAUUAAAGCAUAACAUGACUGAUGUAUCGAUUAAUAUUUUAAACAAUAUUAAUCUUAGUAAUAUUUCAAUAUCUAAUUGGUUGCAUAAAAUGAACUUGGAGGUGAAAUGUAAACAUGCAAAGGUUAUAAAAUUCAACAAAAAAUUCAAUGAUCUAGCAAAUUUGCCAUUAAACAAUGUUUUUAUGGAUGGCAUGAAGCCUCUAUUAUUAACAAUCAUAGGUAGCUUACAAGAUUAUUGUGGUAAUACAGAUAUUGCUUCAAAAUAUUAUUACAUGUUUUUUACCACUAAAGAAAGUAAUAAAUUUAUUGAUAUUGAAUGGCAAUGUUUAAUAGAAGACAAUUUUAAAUUGAUUCCUCUACAUUUGCACAAAUGCUCCAACCGUCAAACACAAUUAAAUACAUUUUUAACAACAUUAAAUUGCAAUGAAAUAUUAGAAAAUGCUUGGCUUCAAUGGGCAACAUUAAUUGAACACAAUUUUAAUCAGUUAUCUAUUAAAGAUGUAAAUAUUGCGUUAUCAGCUAUUAAAUGCUACAUUAUAGCAUCUACGUUUACUACUAAUAUUAAAUGUAAUAUUGUAAUAGCCAGAAUUUUAUGGCUUUUAACGUACGAUGAUAAUAAGUAUACAUUACUACGCGCUUUUGAAAAUUGUAAUUUUUUAUUUUCUGAUAUAUGGCUUCCUCAAAUGCUAAAUACCUUUGUGGAGAAAAAUAUCAAAGCCAUUGAUAAAAUUAUUUCCAAGAUUGGACAAUGGUAUCCACAACAAAUGUAUUUGAUUUUGAACAGAAUGUACCUUACUGAAAAAAUGAAUAAAACAAUGGAAACUAUGUCCGCAAAUAAACAGACAACAGAUGAUGUUCGAAAAAAAACAUACCAAAUGUUAAAAAUUGAUAAGAUCAAACAAAUGAUGACUUUGAUGCAGAAGUGUAAUUUAGGUAUAAUUCAAUUGGACUAUUUUGUUGAUCAGAUAACUUCAUUAGGAGAAAGUUGGGAUGAAGAACUACGUCGAAAAUUAUAUGAGUGCUUAUACCUCAGUUAUGAUUUUGGAUUUGAGAAUAAAAAUUUGAAUGUACGAGUUCCAAGAAAAAUUUCAAAUUUUAUUAAAACCAUAGUUAUUUCGUUUGUUGCUGAAGAUGUGAAUACAAUACAAUUGCAAAUGAAGAAAACCUUUUUCGUUCCGGAUUGUUUGUCAGAAUUUUAUCCAUUCUUCAAGCAAAAGUUUUCUUCAGAUUUCAGCUCUAUUUCAGUUCCUACUAUCAAACUGAUGAUAAUACAACUAAGGAAAUGGAUCAAGUACAUAGAAGACAAAUCUAAAUAUCCUGCGAGAUUUGUUCAUCAUUUCCGAUGUCCCACAAUCCACCAAUUUGAUUGGUCUGUGAUAAGGAUACCCAGUGACCAUUAUAUCAACGAUUCUUCUUUGGCUGUCAGAAUCCAUAAUUUCAGUGGUCAUGUACAUCUUAUUGACAAAAAUGGCACUGUUGUUAAACAGUUGUCUAUUCGUGGAACCGAUGGUCAUAUAUAUACCUAUAAUGUUUCAAAAGGCCAGGCAAUUGAAUCCGAAGAUAGAAUUUUUCAAUUAUUCCGAGUAGCAAAUAGUUAUUUGCUUGAUUUUAAAGAAACUGCUAAGAGAUAUUUAAAGUUCUCUAUACCAAAUACAUUCACAAUAGGUCCGAAUUUAAGAAUGGUUGAAACUAAAAAGAACUCAAUAUUUUCACUCUUUGAAAUAUAUACGGAAAUGAAUAAAAAGUCUAAUAAGCGAGAAACAUCAUGGAUUCAUGAAGAUAUUGAUUUUUGGUUUUCCGUAUUGAAUACGUGUAUUAUUACUGAGAGGACUAAACCUUUAACGGAAUGCCUAAUUGCAGUAGGCAACAAAUAUGGCUCUGAUGAAGUGUUGAAGAAUUGGGUUACAUCGAUAUACCCAUUGCCAUCGGAUUAUUGGACAUUUCGCAAAACUUUUGUUGAACAUUACUCACUACUUUGUUUCUUUGAGUAUGCCUUUAACCUUAUCAAAUUGAAGCCCGAGAUGCUGAAUAUUGACAAAAGUAAUGGAGUGGCUGUUGCUUUAUACUAUACAUUUAAUAUGAGUGAAGUCCAUGGAAACUUAGUUCAAAAUCAUAUAAUACCUUUUCGCUUAACACCAAAUUUGACAAAGUUUAUUACACCUUAUCGUAAAUAUCAAAUGAUAAAUUGCUUAACUGUAACUGGCCAUUGUUUAACCAACAGUAUUGAAGAUAUUAGUGUUGUAAUAAAAUUAUUAUUGAAGGAUGAAUUUAUGGCUAAUUAUAAUAUUAAAACUCACAAGAAAAUAUCAAGGAAUGAAGAACACAUGUUUGAAAUAGUUGAUGAAAACUUAAAGUAUAUAUUGAAAAAUUUCAAUAAACUAAAAAAUUCUUCAAUACACAACCCAAUUCCUGAUCUCCUAUACCAAGCUUUCCAUAAAGAAUUAAUAUGUUAUGAAAGUCCAACGUGGCGUGCCUGGUUGUAA